Molecule: messenger RNA, 4669 nt
Organism: Dendroctonus ponderosae (mountain pine beetle)
Lineage: Eukaryota; Metazoa; Arthropoda; Insecta; Coleoptera; Curculionidae
Gene: NSD
Product: histone-lysine N-methyltransferase NSD3
Biological process (GO): regulation of DNA-templated transcription
Cellular component (GO): chromatin; nucleus
Molecular function (GO): protein binding; histone H3K36 methyltransferase activity
Source: RefSeq, a predicted model, not a curated record
AGUCAAACUUCAUGCCAGUCUGUGCUGUGUGUCUGCCGAUGUUGGUGUUUUGUGGAGGAUCCUUUUUGUGGUGGCUUAUGAGUGGAUGAAUUUGAUUUAAUAAUUCAAAGUGUUUUUGUAAAGAAACCAGCGCCUCGAACGCGGGUUAAGAGAAUAUUUAGCAAACGCACCUAGACUUUAUAUCGACGGUAGAACCGUGGCGUCCUAAAGGAACUUGAAUCAUGCCCCGGAUCCAAAUCAAUGUGACGUCCGUGCUGGUCCACAAUAACAGAAGUAACAGUGGCUUUAAAUAUAAAAAUGAAAAACUCAAAGAUGUUACUGUUAAACGUGAGCCAGUCUCGCAUAAAUUGUCCGGUCACGCAGAGACGUCGCCCAAUCACAAGUUCUACAGGUUUAAGAAAAAGGACUAUUCAGGGCGUUGCUGUGAAAGUUUUGCCCUGCCGGAUGAUCCAAUUUAUUCCGAAACAAUGGUGAUGUUCAAGGGAUGGGAAAAAUCUAAAUUGGAUGUUCGCUUGGCAAACCCACAGGAUCUUUGUUGUGUGAACCUGAACUAUGUCAAUGAACCUUGGCUGAUCGAGACUCACGAAGUAAUAACCCCUUAUUGGAACCCCGAUAGUCUAUUCUCCUUCAGGCCGGAAGAAGUACGACGUAAGGCCCAAUUGGAGGAGUUUGAUACAGCAGCUGAAUACUUGGAGGUUGUCGGUAAUCCCGCUUCCCUUAACCGCCACCAUCGCAAUGGACAGACCACAAUUAACAUCCAGAAUAGCGAUCUCAAUAAUGUUGAUAUCACCGCACUGAAAGACCAUGUAAUUAAAGCGAUCGAAGAGGUGAUUAAAACCAGCAGUAAAGUUGAUAUGAAAAUUCAAAUUGUAGCGAAUUCGAGGGAUGAAAACUCGUUUGAAGUUCGUGUUAAUGAUGGUCGAAUCACUGCACCAUCGUUGGAAACUAGAGGGGCUCGUGCGGAAACCAAAGAAAACGUUAAGUGUAUUAAGAGUGUAUCUCAAGCUGGCACCAGCUCGGCGGUGCAAAGCACUAAAAACAAUUUAAAAUCUCACUUAGCAGCUAAUUCUCAUGUGGGACACAAGAGUAAAACACGAAGUCGCAAAGAAACUAAGUCGAUAACUUCAGCUGCGCCUACCAAAACGGGAAGUUGGCCUUUCAAUCAGUGUUUGCAAAAUGGAAAUGCUAGUUUUAAAAAGCCAUUAUUGUCAAAAGAAACACCCUUUCCAUCCACCGAUACUGCACAUGCAAAACGAGAUUCUCGAUUACCAUUAUUGUCCACUCGUAACGAAACUGAAGUCGAUUCACAGCCGUCUAAAAAGCUUCGAGGGAGGACGCAAAAAUCCCUUAAAUCUGGCGAUUCUGGCCGGGAAUUUUCUGGGACUGAACAUGUUUUUCAACCGCCAAAACAGACAAAACCCAGUCGUAGUCGCGAUUUUUCCAACUUGAGUUAUCAGUCAAAGCGGGUGUUGAGAUCGAGCGCUCGUGCGCGGGGAUCUAGAAGGCACAGUGGACUAUGAUAAAAAAUGUUUGCUGAUUGCGAACAGCAGCACUAGUCAAGGAGAAGAGUUGCCUGUCGACAACAACCAGGACGAGUGUCCCAUAUUGUCGUUAAUAACUGAUGAUUCAGCUCUUGAAACGAGUUUAACUGAUGAGAAAGCAAGAAUCUCACCAAUCCAAGUCAGAAAAUCAAAGCGAACAUUUAAGCCAGUAGACAAGCUGGAUAUGUUGGAGCUUGAACGCAAAUUUACUCCGAUUAAAAAGGAAACGAUUGCUGUGGAUGAUGAGCAAAGUUUGAAUAAUAUGCCAUUGCCGGAUCGCUUGCUGCUGGAUGCUGGAUACGGCGACAGUGUGGACAAAGUAUCUGAAAAUGGUUCUAAAUCGAGCAGCGACCUUACCAGUUCCAAUUUAUACUCGUUCGAGUAUCAAGUGAAAUUGCAUAAGCAAAACAAUCUUUUCCAUGGGAUCAAAAAUGUUAAGGUAUGCGAUCAUUGUUUUCGGCAAGGAGAACUUUACAAAUGCAAAGGAAAGUGUGGCGGAUCGUUCCACAUAAAAUGUUUGUCAGAUGUGGGACGCCAACGAGCCACCACAGGAUCGAUGGCGCGAAGAUCGAAAUCGGCGGGUUCUAAGCAGAAAUCGAAAGUGAGGCACGCAUGCGAACCCAGAGUGCUCCGGUCUCGCAGGAAAAGCCAAUGCGAAAUUGUCACCGUUAAGCCCAAAUAUGUCGUAGGCUUGCCGAACAGGGACAGUUUACCUGGAAACUUCCACAAUUUGAGCUUGACUGAUCAAAUUGAUUACAGCAUGCAGCAGGUGAUGCGACAGUCUGAGCAUUUCAGCACCUACAUUGAUCUGUCAGACAGUGGCUCAGAUGUAGAGUUUGUUUCUCAGACAACAGAGACCCUAGACGUUUCGGAGAGCUCCGAAAAUUUGUCUGGAAUCAAUGUUGCACACAUCACCGCCGACUCGAUUAUAUUGGCCGAGGAAGCAGACGAAUCAUCAGCGUUGAAAUGCAGACAUUGUCGAUUAUCAAAGGACCCUCCUUGUUUUUCAUGCAGUUCAGAGGUUAACAAACGGGGUGAAAUUGCUCGUCGCAAAUGUUCGUUGUUCAGAUGUGGACGCUACUACCACAUGCACUGUCUGAAAGCUUGGCCUCAGACGCAAUGGUCUAUUGGAAAAUGGUCCAAAAUCCAACUGUUAGAGGACGACUUCACCUGUCCCGCGCAUAGAUGUCACACCUGUUUCUCGGAGGAACUUGGAUCUUCAGCUUCUUGUAGAUUACCAGGUGACAAACUGGCUCGGUGUCUGUUAUGUCCCUCGGCAUUUCACGCAACAACUUUUUGCACUCCGGCCGGAUCAGAAAUCUUAGGUGGUGCGCAGAUUAUUUGCCCGAAACAUAAACCUAGAAGCGUACAACCCAUCAAUACGGGAUGGUGUUUUAUCUGCUCGGAAGGCGGUAAUCUGGUAUGUUGUGACACAUGCCCUACCAGCGUCCACCCUGAAUGCCAACCCGUUAAUUUCACCGAUGAUGAUAAAUAUGUUUGCGAAGACUGUGAAUCAGGUCGGUUUCCUCUUUACGACGAAGUGGUUUGGGUGAAGCUUGGCCAAUACCGCUGGUGGCCGGCGCUGAUCCUGUUCCCGAAUGAGGUACCCUUAAACGUUCGACUGCUGAAGCAUAAGCGGGGCGAUUUUGUGGUUCGAUUCUUUGGUACGAACGAUCACUAUUGGGUGAAUAAAGCAAGGUCCUUUCUGUUCCAAGAAGGCGACAGUGAAGGGGGUCCAAGCAAACCUUGUAAAUCCAAGAACAAAGUCUACUUGUCGUAUACAAAGGCUAUUCAGGAUGCCGAAAUCGCAUAUCGGCUUAAAAAGGAGUUCAAAUUAAGACAAGAAGCCGAAGGUAUUGAUAGUUUGAAGCCACCUGCCUAUAUAAGAAUCAACAAAAGCAAGCCGGUUGGAAAUGUUAAAUGCGGGGAAUUGGACCUGAGCAAUGCCACAGCUUGCGAGUGUAAUCCUCAGAAACCGCUUCCAUGUGGAGCAGACAGCAAUUGCAUUAACCGAUUAUUAAUGACGGAAUGUGACCCGAAUAUCUGUCGAGCGGGAAUUCGUUGUCGAAAUCAAGCGUUUCAGAAGAGGGAGUAUUCAUCGAUAGCACCGUAUAAGACUCAAGGUAGAGGUUGGGGAUUAAAAGCGCUCUCAUCGAUUAAACAGGGACGCUUUAUCAUCGAAUAUGUCGGAGAACUGAUCGAUUCUGAAGAGUACCAGAGGCGGAUAAGAAAAAUGCAUGAGAAAAAAGAGGAUAAUUACUAUUUCAUGACGGUGGACAGCGACCGGGUAAUCGAUGCAGGGCCAAAAGGAAAUUUGUCGCGCUUUAUGAACCAUUCCUGUGAUCCGAACUGUGUAACGCAAAAGUGGACUGUUCUGGGCGAAACCCGCGUUGGACUGUUCGCAAAAUGUGAUAUUGAUGCAGGAUCGGAGUUGACUUUCAAUUACAACUUUGAGGUCGUCGGACAAGAGAAAAAAGUCUGCAAAUGCGGAGCCAAGGCGUGUAGCGGUUUUAUUGGCGGUAAAGUGAAACUGGAAAAACCAAGGGAUUCAUCCAAUGCAGCGCUGGUGCCGAAAAAGCGAAAAAGUACUCAACGACAAUCGAAAAGUGCGGCACCAAUCGAGGUUUGGGUUCCACCAUGUUUCGUGUGCGGUGGCCGAGACUCCAACAUUACGUGCAAUAGCAAUUUGUGUCAGAAAUCCUACCACUUGCGGUGUCUCGAUUUGCAGACCAUGCCAAAAGGUGAAAAGUACACAUGCCCCAGGCACAAUUGUAAGGUUUGCUUUCACCGGACGAACCGAUGCUGCGUUUUGUGCCUGAACUCGUAUUGUGCGUAUCAUGCAAACGGUCACAUUCGGUACGAUCGUCUAAUGGGUUUUGUAUGCUACGACCACGAUCCGAUGAACCUGCCCAAAACAUCGCAAAACAGAAGAUCAACGCGUCGUAAAAGUGAAGCGGAAUCCCGAUCCCCAAACUCCGACGAUGAGGUUUCAGAGGACGAUCUGAGUCUAUUGGAAAGAUUGAACAGGAGUAAAAGGAACUGAAAUAGUCAAUGUAAAUUUGUUAUCAAUCAUUUAAUGAUUUAGUGUUUUUUUUAAAUUGAAACAUGCUUUUGAGUGUUGAAUUCUA